Molecule: messenger RNA, 1397 nt
Organism: Saccostrea cuccullata (small rock oyster)
Lineage: Eukaryota; Metazoa; Mollusca; Bivalvia; Ostreida; Ostreidae
Product: A disintegrin and metalloproteinase with thrombospondin motifs 18-like
Exons: 12
Biological process (GO): extracellular matrix organization; proteolysis
Cellular component (GO): extracellular matrix
Molecular function (GO): metalloendopeptidase activity
Source: RefSeq, a predicted model, not a curated record
GUCAGAUGUACAGUAAGGAUGAAUUGUGUGAGCUGCGGUACGGCCCUAAUUUCCACUUCCGUAAUUUUUCUGUACUUGGGGAUUGCGAGUAUUAUCAUAGCUGUGUGGAUCUCAACGAAGGGAAUUUAUUUGGACAAUUAUUCACGACAAAAACGGGUACUCUUAUCGGAAUAUAUUGUGGCACAGGCAAAAUAUGCAUGAAACGACAAUGUCGGACUUUUGAAGAGCUCAAAAUGAAACCAGGCUUGGUAAGGCCCGGGGGAUGGGGACCGUGGGCAGAUUGGCAGCCCUGCUCCAGGACUUGUGGGACAGGGCUAACCUACAGGAGGAGAUUCUGCAACAAUCCAAGUCCUUUGAACCAUCCAGGCUGUGAAGGCGGAGAUGACAAUGGAUAUGAAGCCAGGACUUGUAAUCCUGGGCCCUGUCCUAAUGACAGUGCAGACAUAAAAACGCUUAUAAAUCAGCGGGCGUCUGAGACCUGCAGUAGAUUGUUAAAGAAUAACGUAUUAGAUUCUGAAAAGUACACAUCAGUAGGGAAACAAAUGGACUGGCGUGAUCACAUGAAAUGCGAAGUGUUUUGUGAAGCGGCAGCAAAUUACACAUCUCCAGAUUAUACAAGGUUUGGGUUGAUGCCCCAGGGUACUCCAUGUGAAGGACCCAAUGUUGUUUUGGAGAAAAACAAGCUUGGCAAGAGAACCUACAGAUGUUUGGAUGGCUUUUGCAGGUUUUUUGGCUGUAACGGUAAGCUUAACGCUGAAUAUGACGACUGUGGUGUUUGUAAUGGAGAUGGUUCUACGUGUAACGUAGUGGAAGGGAUUUAUAAAGAGACUAUUGCAAAAGCUUCAAGAAAAGUUAUAACUGAGAUACCUGUUGGAGCGUAUAACAUACAGUUCUGGUUUGAUUUUUCAAAAAUGCGUUGGAACCUAGUAGAAAUCUACAACAAAGAUGGACUUGCAAUUAUCUCUAGCUUGCUUAAAGGAGUUUGGGAUACGACAGAUAAUCCAUUAAAUUUCGCAGGAACGUAUUGGUCCUACGUUUUCUCGAAACAAUACGUGUAUGCGAAAGGCCCCAUCACUGAACCUAUCAUAGUUAAGCACUACCAAUAUCGAAACAAUAAAAAUACUGGCAUUAACUAUGCGUAUGCUUUACCCAAAUAUGCUAAGACUUGUCAAGGACAGUGUGCUAAUGGUGGAUUGUUUAACACAAAAAUCUGCUCCUGUGACUGUCCCAGUGGGUUUUAUGGAAAUGAAUGCACCAGUCGCUGUAACACCUACUGCUACAACGGUGCAACGGUUGAUCAAACCACCUGCGCAUGUCAUUGCAAGGAACACCAGACUGGAAGACAAUGUAAAUGUGAGGAAGGGUACGGCGGUGAAGACUGCAAAACUAAAAUAUAG